AUGCCUUCCUCCUCGCCUGCUGGCUCAAAGCCAGAGAAGACCAUGUCUUCGCGGCUACUCACAAUGAAAUUUAUGCAACGCGCGGCUGCUGCUAAUGCUAAAGAUUCUUCGCAAGCGCAAUCCACCGAAACCUCCAACUCCCCCACUCCGAAACGACAGAGACUUUCAGUCGGCCACGAUAGCCCUCCCGCCCAGCAAUCAUCAGACCUAGAAGCUAUUUCGGCCGCGCUGGCUGCGGAGGAGGAAAAGCGGAGAGAAGCUGUCAGUCGUCAAGCCGCGGAGGCCGGUGAAUCAGAAUGGGUGCUCGAUUAUUCCGGUUUUGGGGAACAGCAGGCAACACAGCCGUUGGUUGUCGCGGCAGGCUCCCUGGAUGCGGACGAUGAUGCGGAUAUGCUGUACAGUGGGCGACAGUCUUACGGAAACUUCAAACCCAAGAAGAAGGCACAGACACAAACCGUGUCGAAGAAUAAUGAUGGAGAGGAAGAUGAAGACGAAGAUGAGGAAGAUGAGGACGAGGAUGGAGAUGAAGAUGGAGGAAACAGAAACAAGAACACAAAAAUGGACGUCCUCGCCAUGAUCAACAAAGAGAAGAAGGCAGCGAACAAGAAAGGAAAAUUCAAACCGCAGGCCGAGAGACCCAGACUAUCUCAGCUCACCAGCUUAUCGGGUACUCGCCAGGGUGCUGUGGGAGGAGGUGGUGGUAAUAAGUCUCAGAAGAAACGCAAGCAUAAAUAA
This is a messenger RNA of Aspergillus wentii DTO 134E9, 735 nucleotides long. RefSeq lists its product as uncharacterized. Bases 1 to 735 code for a protein of 244 amino acids. The record is from RefSeq and is a predicted model, not a curated record. The transcript is spliced from 3 exons. NCBI's taxonomy places the organism in Eukaryota, Fungi, Ascomycota, Eurotiomycetes, Eurotiales, Aspergillaceae.